Rhincodon typus (whale shark) is the source of this 2686-nucleotide messenger RNA. RefSeq names its product zinc finger protein 850-like. The transcript has 2 exons. The record is from RefSeq and is a predicted model, not a curated record. The coding region runs from base 125 to 2536 and encodes 803 amino acids. Lineage: Eukaryota; Metazoa; Chordata; Chondrichthyes; Orectolobiformes; Rhincodontidae.
CUGGGUUGACAGUGUUUCAUUGAGCUGACUGGAACGAGCAAGAACGUUGCACCUUUAACAUUGUGUGUGCGGAAGAAUCUUUAACUGGUUGUCCAACCUGGAUAGUCACAAGGACAUUGACACCAUGAAAAAACAGUGGAAAUGUGAGGAUUGUGGUAAAGGAUUCAAUUAUUCAUGCAGACUGGAAAACCAUCGCCGUAGUCACACUGGGGAGAAGCCCUACAUCUGUUCCAUGUGUGGAAAGGGAUUUACUCAGACAGUGUCCCUGAUGUCACACCAGCGAAUUCACACUGAGGAGAGGCCCUACUGCUGCACUCAUUGUGGGAAGAGGUUCAAGUAUUCUUCCACCCUCACUGCCCACCAGCGCAUCCACACAGGCGAGAGACCGUUCACCUGCUCAGUGUGUGGGAAGGGAUUCACCCAGUCAUUCGUUUUGGUGAGGCACCAGAGGGUUCACACCGGAGAGCGUCCGUUCACCUGCUCUGUAUGUGGGAAGGGAUUCGCUCGGCUGUGCAGCCUCCAGUCACAUCACCUGGUUCACGGGUCUGAGGAGAAGCUGUUCAGCUGCACUUCCUGCGGAAAAAGGUUCAAGCAUUCCUCAACACUCAGUGCACACCGACGCACUCACACUGGGGAGAGGCCCUACACCUGCAGUGUGUGUGGGAAGGGCUUCGCUCAGUCACGGUACUUACUGAUGCACCAGCGAAUUCACACCGGGGAGAGGCCGUUCACCUGCUCUGUGUGCGGGAAGUCAUUCACUCAGUCCUCUCACCUGCUGUCGCACCAGCGAAAUCACACCAAGGAAUGUCCGUUCAGCUGCACGUCUUGUGGAAAGCGGUUCAAGCAUUCUUCCACUCUCUCAGUACACCAGAGAAUCCAUACUGGGGAGAAACCCUUCCAUUGCACUUACUGCGAGAAAAGGUUCAACAGUUCAUCCACCCUAACAGCACACCAGAGAAUUCACACUGGCGAGAAGCCGUUUGCUUGCUCUGUCUGUGGGAAGAGGUUCAGUCAGUCCUUCGACCUGGUGAGGCACCAGCGGGUUCACACGGGGGAUAGACCAUUCACUUGCCCCGUGUGUGGGAAGGGAUUUGCUCGGUUAUUUGGCCUCCAGUCACACCACAGGAUUCACACAGAGGAGAAUCAUCAUCGGAGUUUGGACAUGGAAGGAGGAGGCACCGUGCGCAGUGGGGAGGAAUUGUACACACGGUUUGUGUGUGGACAAGGCUUUGGCCAAUCAUCUGACCAGUUAGGACAUAAAUGUAGUUGUGGUAGGGAGAAGCUAUGGAAAUGUAUGGGCUAUGAGGGUGAAUCCAGAUCCUUGUCUAAACUAGAAACACAUUGGCGCAGUCAGGCCAGGGAGGGACUGUUCGCCUUCUCUGACAGCGGGAAGGGAUUCACUUCCUCUUCCACCCUGCUGACGCAGCACUGGGGUCGCACUGACGAGAGACCUUUCAAAUGCUCAGAUUGCACCAAAUGCUUCACAAGUUCUUGGGACCUGAUUUUUCACCGAUGCGUUCACACUGACGAGAGACCAUUCAGGUGCUCUCACUGUGGGGCUGGCUUCAGGACAUCAUCUGACCUCCUCGCACACCAGCCAGUUCACACCGGAGAGAGGCCGUUCGUCUGCUCCGAGUGUGGGAAGGGAUUCGCACAGUCUUCUACCCUUGUGAAACACCGGCACGUUCACACCGGCGAGAAACCGUUUGCCUGUUCGCGGUGUGGGGAGGCAUUCGCUCAGUCAUCCCACCUAGUGAGACACCAACGCAUUCACACUGGGGAAAGACCGUUUACCUGCUCCGAGUGCGGGAAGGGAUUCACUCAGUCGUCCACCCUGCUGACACACCAGAAGCUUCACACGGGGGAGAGACCGUUCACCUGCUCCGAGUGUGGGAAGGGAUUCACUCAAUCGUCCAAGCUGUUGAUACACCAGCGGCUUCACACUGAUGAGAGACCUUUUCAGUGCCCAGACUGUGCAAAGCGGUUCAAAAGUUCCGGGGAACUUAUGUCCCAUCAACGCGUUCACACCGACGAGAGACCAUUCAGGUGCUCUCACUGUGGGAUUGGGUUCAAGCGAUCGUCUGACCUCACUGUACACCAGCGAAUUCACACCGGGGAGAGGCCAUUCACCUGUUCACAGUGUGGGAAGGGAUUCACUUCCUCAUCCACCUUGCUGAUACACCAGCGAAUUCACACAGGGGAGAGACCAUUCAUGUGUUCUGAGUGUGGGAAGAGAUUCACUGAGUUAGCCAGCCUGCUGAAACAUCGGAGUACUCACAGUGAGGAGAGGCCAUUCACCUGCUUCCAGUGCGGGAAGGGAUUCAGUCGGUCAUCUACUCUGGUGACUCACUGGCGGGUUCACACUGGGGAAAAACCUUUCAUCUGCUUCAACUGUGGGAAGACAUUCACUCAGUUAUGCAGUCUGUUGAGACACCAGCGGGUUCACACUGGGGAGAGGCCAUUCACCUGCUCAGAUUGUGGGAAGGGGUUCACUCGGUCAUCUACCCUGCUGAAACAUCAGAAAAUUCAUAAGUAAACUGAGUCAUUAGAUUUUGCUGUUAAUCACGUCCAGGCCUGUGUCAUGUUCACUUGGAUACAUUUCUGCUGAUGUUUAUUAACUGCAGUGCAUACUAUAGGGGUUGAUAUGUGGAUUACGGUCAAAUAAAGUGACUUUGUUUUAAAUUCA